Suillus paluster is the source of this 528-nucleotide messenger RNA. RefSeq lists its product as uncharacterized. The transcript is spliced from 5 exons. Bases 1 to 528 code for a protein of 175 amino acids. Lineage: Eukaryota; Fungi; Basidiomycota; Agaricomycetes; Boletales; Suillaceae. The record is from RefSeq and is a predicted model, not a curated record.
AUGUACAACAAUUCCACAUCACAAAAUCAAAGGGCAUUGUUAUCCAAGAGCCCUUCUGACAAAGCCUUGGUCAAGCCAUUCAAUGCAUGUCAGGAUUAUGUAGAGGCUGAAUACUGGGAGUCUCAGAACACUUCAACCUCUGAGGCCACUGCACCAGAAUGGCUCAUUCCUCCUGGUGAUUCACCACACUUCUAUGACACCUCGUAUUUUCUUCCAAAAGUGCAAGUCAACACUAUCAGCCAUCAUAUCCUUCAAAGUCGCAAAUCUCCACCUAAACCACACAAGUCCUCAGUACCCCACGAGGCAAUUGAUCAAUGUGAGAAUUCUUACGAAGUUGCUGAUGGCAAGAAGCAGAAGUCUUUGAUGGACAGCUUUGAUGAUACCGGUGUUAUGGCUCUUAUAUGCCGUCAUGACAUUCCUCUUUUCUUUGCCAACAUAGACACCCCUGGCGAGCAGCAGAAAGACCGUGCUCGGAUGGAGAAGUGGAGGGGUCGGGGCUUGGCUUCAGCUCUUGUGCUGUGCCCUUAG